UUUACUAAUUUUAAAGAAUUGGUAUAAUAGCAACCAUGUUGUCUUACCAUACUGCAAUUAAGUUAUAUAUGAAUAAAGAAGGUAAAUAAAACAUCAACACAGACUAGUGAACAAUACAGUCAAGAUGGCUAAAGGUGAUCCCAAGAAACCAAAGGGCAAGAUAUCUGCUUAUGCCUUCUUUGUGCAGACGUGCAGAGAGGAACAUAAGAAGAAAAACCCUGAGGUCACUGUCAAUUUUUCAGAAUUUUCCAAGAAAUGCUCUGAGAGGUGGAAGACAAUGUCUGGAAAAGAGAAGUCUACAUUUGAUGAAAUGGCAAAGGCAGAUAAAGUGCACUAUGAUCGGGAAAUGAAGGAUUAUGGACCAGCUAAGGGAGGCAAGAAGGACCCAAAUGCCCCCAAGAGGCCACCAUCUGGAUUUUUCCUGUUCUGUUCUGAAUUCCGCCCCAAGAUCAAAUAUACAAAUCCCGGUAUCUCUAUUGGAGAUGUGGCAAAGAAGCUGGGCGAGAUGUGGAAUAACUUAAGUGACAGCAAGAAGCAGCCAUACAUCAACAAGGCAGCAAAGCUGAAGGAGAAAUACGAGAAGGAUGUCACAGACUAUAAGUCUAAAGGGAAGUUUGAUGGUGCCAAGGGUCCUGCUAAAGUUGCCCAGAAAAAGGUGGAGGAGGAAGAUGAAGAAGACGAGGAUGAAGAAGAGGAGGAGGAGGAUGAAUUUUUAAAAAUUGUUGAUCUGUCUCCUCAUGAAUACCUUGGAGUAGGGAGCGCCGUGAUUGACACACCUCUCGCCUGA
Kogia breviceps (pygmy sperm whale) is the source of this 787-nucleotide messenger RNA. Lineage: Eukaryota; Metazoa; Chordata; Mammalia; Artiodactyla; Physeteridae. The record is from RefSeq and is a predicted model, not a curated record.